Alternaria conjuncta is the source of this 819-nucleotide messenger RNA. RefSeq lists its product as uncharacterized. The coding region runs from base 1 to 819 and encodes 272 amino acids. The record is from RefSeq and is a predicted model, not a curated record. The transcript is spliced from 2 exons. Lineage: Eukaryota; Fungi; Ascomycota; Dothideomycetes; Pleosporales; Pleosporaceae.
AUGUCGACCGUAUCUCAAGGCGCAAAGGUUUACCUCAUCCACACUACACAACAUACUCGCCCUUUCUUGACGACUGUACCUUUCAUAGCCCAUGAUUUCGCUGCGUGGGGACAUCGUGUCGAUCACCACCCCGCAGACUCCGCAUACAUCACUGAGAUUCGAUCACGCGAGGAUGUCGAACACAUGAACCGCAAGGACCGCGGUGGAAGCCGGAGGACGAAGCUGAUGGAAAUAUGGGCAACCGAAGCCGUCCGCAGAAAACGAAGGCAACGAAGAGAACCCCAUGGCAUUGCGAUCGAAACAUCGAUUGGAGAGGGCGGCUUCGGACCGCAAGAUGCCAGAGUGAAGAAGGCUGGUGAUAUGGUGCAGGAUGUCAUCGAUGGCGUGGCUUCAUUUGCCAGAUACACAGCAACACCAAUUCAGCAGAACACAUCACCAGGAUCUCCACCUACCAUCAUCACCACAUACACACGCCAUAUCUUCGCCAUCAGGUACACACCAAAUGCACCUCUCCCAUCAUGGUCGAACCCCGACAUCACGUACGCCGACCAAGUCGUCUUGGAGUUCCACGACUACGAAGAGAUCAGAAAGGAAGUUCUAGUCCAUGCGGUAAACAGCGCGAUUGGCAAGAACGAAGGCAGAAUGGGCAAAGUAGAAAGAUGUCCAAGAACAGCCAUGAAGCGAGUGAUUCUAUGGGUUGACGUCGCAGAUGUCUUCUUCGGAGACGUAGUACAAGACGAACGCAAUGUGGAAGACAGAGAUCCUGUGCCAAAAUACGAGAGGGGAGAAAAGCCGCCAGUGUAUGCCGAAGAGAGAUAG